CGCAUGCGCACGGAGACGUAGUAGUGACACCAGCAGCUCAUCACUGUCGGCUCUGUGCAGAAAAAGAGCCGUGUCAGUCAGUUACAGUUAACCGACAAGUUCGAACUUUCUUUUCGGGGUAUAAGGCAAACUGAAAUGGUUUAAAUUUAUUUGGGACGGUUAUUUGAGUAACGGCUGUAACGUUUAAUGUUGUAACUGUUCAUGUGAAGAGGCUGAGUGAGAGUUUUUCUGGGGGGUUUAACGCUAGCUACACAGCUAGCUAGCUUAGCAAAACUUUUUUGUAAAAAAUGCCACCUUUACAUUGCAGUCUGUGUUCUGUUCUGCUGCUGUGUCUCUUUAUGCCUGUGGCGGCUGACAUUGGGGAAACUCUGAUCCAGGAAAGCUGGAAGGAUUUGUGGCUAUUCCGUUUUUCCCUCAACAUCCUGGCAUAUGGCACCAUUAUUGUCCCAGGAUAUCUCCUGAUUCGCUACAUCAAGAGGAGUAAUUACGUUGAGACAGGUCGAGGGAUCUGUUAUCCUGUUAUAAAAGCAUGUGUGUUUGGCAGUGACUCUAAACCGUCAUUGUUGGACGAUGUGUCUGAGACAACCAGAACCGAGUCCACUUCAUCUACACGGCAAGCCAUCAAACUUAUUUUCUGUGCUGCCGGACUCCAGUGCUCGUACUUGACGUGGGGCGUGCUGCAAGAGCGAGUGAUGACACGUUCCUAUGGAGCCAAUGAAGAUGGGGAAAAUGGCGAGAAAUUCACGGACUCUCAGUUCCUGGUGUUCAUGAACCGCAUCCUGGCCCUUACAGUGGCUGGCCUCUGCUGCCUACUGUUUAAACAGCCCAGGCACAUGGCACCCAUGUACAAGUACUCGUUUGCCUCCAUUUCCAACAUCUUGAGCAGCUGGUGUCAGUAUGAAGCCCUUAAAUACAUCAGCUUCCCUACACAGGUGUUGGCCAAAGCCUCUAAAGUCAUCCCUGUGAUGCUGAUGGGCAAGCUUGUGUCACAAAAAAAAUAUGAAUACUGGGAAUAUUUAACAGCUGUGCUAAUCUCAGUAGGUGUGAGUAUGUUCCUUUUGUCAAGCUCCAGCAGUACCAAACACGCAACCAUCACAACUUUCUCCGGCAUCAUCAUCCUGGCCGGGUACAUCAUGUUCGACAGCUUCACUUCAAACUGGCAGGAUGAACUUUUCCGCCACAAAAUGUCCUCGGUACAGAUGAUGUUCGGCGUGAACCUGUUCUCUUGCCUCCUGACGGUGGGCUCACUGUUAGAAACGGGUGCUCUUUUCGACUCCCUGGCAUUCAUGACCCGCCAUGGCGAGUUUGCAGCUCACGCGGCUCUGCUCUCGCUCUGCUCUGCUUUUGGCCAGCUCUUCAUUUUCUAUACUAUCGCACAGUUCGGUGCUGCCAUCUUCACCAUCAUUAUGACACUGCGCCAGGCCAUCGCUAUCCUACUCUCCUGCCUCCUCUAUGGCCAUGCCAUCUCAGCAACGGGAAUCUUUGGGGUGGCCGUGGUGUUCUUUGCACUCUUUCUACGCGUCUAUGCACGCAGUCGAGUGAAAAAGAGCAACAAGAGAGCAGCACAGGCACCAUUACAGAAGGUGUAGAUGAAGGACGGUGAUAACACAACCACGUUAUUUGUGGUUUUGCUUCCUCUAUUUUCUUGUGUGUGUGUGUGUCUGGGUGUGUUUCACAAAGCUUAGUUUCUACUCUGUAUAUGAAAAAAGGUACUGAAAGAGGAGGCAUUUUUUGAUUUCUUUUUUUCCCCCAAAAAAGGGAUUAUGACAUUUCUGUCUAAAAUAUGGAGGGAUAGUUACAUUCUUUGUGUCAUGUGUUGGAAGUGUGUUUGCUGUGGGUUCUGUUUUUGCUGAGCCAGUAUUUGGUCCAAACUUGUUUUCUUGGGUGCGUGCUAGGAUUUACCUGUAUGUCUUUAUUACUGAUUAAGUGUGUAUUUUUGGAUUCUACCAUUCUUAUUUAUAGUUUGGAUUUUAAUUAUAAAAACCACCAAACUGCACGAAUCAAAAAUAAUUUUUAACCUCUUAGAAGUCUUAAAACACAAAAAAUGACUAUGGUUUAAACAGUUUAUUUAUUAUGUGCGAUUAUACCCCGUUCCAUUUCUUUAAGCUAGUGUUGAGUUUGUGAUGAUCCUUAUUGAGCUUUGCUUAAAAAGCUGUUUUUAAAUAGAAAAUCCCACCUGAAAAUGUGACAAUUACAUCCAGCAUUUUGAUGGACUUUCACGUAAAUUUAACCAUGUCACCACCUCCUGCUUUUAAAUCUUGUCUAAAUAUAUUUAAAUCCACCUGUGAUUUUUUUCGGAGGGUCUGUUUUGUAGUAUUUUCUAUCCUUAAAUAAGAUAGGUGUAAGUGCUGAGACUUCAUCAGCAACAGACCGUGAGUGCCUACUGUAUUGUAAACAAGAAUUCUUUCAGUAAUUCAAAGGUUUUGCAGAUAGUAACAGGAGAUCUGUAACCACAUUAUUAUUUAAUCUGACCAGAACCUUAAAUGUACAUUGGGCAUGUGCUGAUCUUUAGCUUUGCUAUGUUCUACAGCACAAACGUACACAACUAUUGAUAUUCCAAAUCACAUUAUCCUAGCAUAACAACCACUGUCGAGGAGACUAGAAUUGGCUACCUUCUUGUCCACAAUGAGAUGCUGCAUUAAAACACUGCUCAGUCAGAGCAAACAUUAGGUAAGACAUGUCUGAUAUAUUUGAUAUUGAUCCACUGAUCGUUUUCUAAUAAACAAAAAGGUCCUACUGGCUGCAGAGAGGAUAUUUCUGAUAAGGCCUCAGACACAGAUUUGUUCAGAACAAAAAUCUACAUGUUUCAAAGUAUACACAUUCACCACAAGGAGCACAGCUGUAUAACAAUGCCAAAAAGGAGUAGACAGAAAUCUAUGACCAAAGUGUAGACUAUUCUGAUAUUAUGUGCUGAUGCUAAUUGUUAUUACGCAUUUAAUAAAGGAUAACCUGCUGUUGUAUGAAAAAUAAAUAUCAGCACAUGGCUAAUGUAACUUGUUAGAAACACUGUAUUGUUAUACAAGUGGUGUUUUUUUUUUGUAUCACAUUGGUUCAACAAACCAUCAGAUGAGAGAGACAUAGACACUCACAGAGAAAGGGAGAGAGAGAGCGAGAGACCGUGAGAGACAGAGAGCUAUAAAGUUAGUAAUUCUUCUUGACAUACCAGUGUGUAUGUUUGCACAUGAUUUGAUAAAAUGAUCUUAUUGUAAACAUGUUUUCUCAGAUGAAGUUCUGCUGUCCUGUUUGUGCACCGUGUACUUUAAUGAUGCUGGCAUACUUACAAAUGGGUGUCCAAGCCAACCACAUUUUAUAUUCCACAGCUGGGAUAGUGAUUUUGAAGUUUACAAUUUGUCAGUUGAAGUUAAGAGGAUCCAAAGAAGCUAGACGUUUCUUCAUAUGUAGACCUAAAGCCAUUUUACCAUUUCGUUCAACUACACCCGCUCAGCUCUUUGGACCUGUCCCUUCAAAAUGUUAGAGACAAUUGACUGUAACCGUAUACACACAUUCAUAGUUUAAACAUCCUCCACUCAUUAUGAAGCUUCUGGCAAUAAUAUUUAAAGUAACAUGGCUGCCAUUUCAAGUCCAUACUUAUACCUCCUUUGUGUGGUUAGAAAUAGCUAAUCUAUGUAGGGAAACCUACGUCUUCCACUGCAGGUUUUAACUAAUGAUGUGUAUCUGGGAAGACAAUAUCCUGUUAAGUACAUAAAACGUAAUACCUGCAAAGACAUCAAUUCAGAAUUUGUAACUGCAAAAUGACUACAAUCCCAGUUCACACAUUUAAGCUGUCAUUAAUGGAUUUACGCAAAAAAAAAAAAGUCUUUUUUCUUCUUCUUUCUUCCCCACAUGUUUGCUAAUGAUAUGAGUGAUGUACUAUAUGUAUUUUCUCAGAUUUCGGGCAGUAAACAAUCCCUACAAAAUAUCUGAUUCAGUAAAAUGCAUUUAUUUUAUUCUUGAUUUUGUUUUAAUAAUUCAUGGAAAAAAAAAUCAGUCUUGAGUGUAGAACAUGAUUAUUCAAUCGUUAAGUAACACUAAUUAAUGUAAAGAGAUGCUAAUGAAGGUGUGGUGUUUAAGCUGUGCAUCAAGGUCUUUAUCAUGCAUGAAGAAGCACCAGCGAGACAAUGCAGUGGCAGUAUUUUCUACCUUAUUUUGAAAAGAGAGAAGACCAUUUGAUUUGACUUGUCAUCAUCCUUAGCUUGUGGAAAUAGGAAUAAUCAUGACAGUAAAUAAGGUGUGUUGCUACGAUAAGCCACAUAGCCAGAUAAAUACUUGGGUAUCUGCAGAUGUAGCUCUGGUUUGAUUCAAAUCAAGGUUGUUUUAGAUGCUUUACGUGAAGUUGUAAUGUAUGCUCUGAAACACUCCGUUCUUUCUUUUUUUUGGGGGGGGGGGGUGGAGUGGAGGCAUGGGGAAAAGUGUUAUUUCACUACGCAAAGCAGUUUUUGAUUUUUCCUGCUUGAUACCAUGAUGUACUUUGUUUAAAUGUAUAAAUAUAUAUGGCCUAUACCAGCUUGUAAGUCGUCAGACAGGAAUGGUCAUGUUUCUUUCUUUUGCAUAUGACAUUUGGUCAAACAUUUUACUGGGCUUUUUACUAGUAAAUUAUUUGCUCAGAUGAUCAGAUUUUCUUUGAUAGUUUCAUAGGCUGCUAUGCAAAUUGGAAAGAAAAUGGGUUUAAAACAUAUUUUUAUAGAAAAAUAACCAAACACUACCUUUAAAAAAAAAAAAGGUAUUGAAAUUGUUUGUGAUUUACGUGUCUGUCAGGCUUCUCUACAGGAAAGAGACUUAAGAGAGUGCUUAUGUAUUUACUGAUGAGUUGAAACCCCCCCCCCCUUUCCCAAUCAUUCAUGUGGAGAUCAUGUGAAAUAAGGAAUGCAAUCUAACUAAUGUAUUCUUUUUGUACUUUUUUAAGGAUGUAUUAAUUAUAUGUUAGGCAGAUUAAAUUAAUUUGAAUACUUGAAAAAAAAC
Messenger RNA from Tachysurus fulvidraco (yellow catfish), 4959 nucleotides. RefSeq names its product solute carrier family 35 member B2 (gene slc35b2). The record is from RefSeq and is a predicted model, not a curated record. Gene Ontology annotation, cellular component: Golgi membrane; endoplasmic reticulum membrane. Gene Ontology annotation, molecular function: 3'-phosphoadenosine 5'-phosphosulfate transmembrane transporter activity. The transcript has 5 exons. The coding region runs from base 288 to 1589 and encodes 433 amino acids. Gene Ontology annotation, biological process: transmembrane transport. NCBI's taxonomy places the organism in Eukaryota, Metazoa, Chordata, Actinopteri, Siluriformes, Bagridae.